AUUGUAGAGUCUUAAUUGCUUGCGCAGCUUCUCUUCAUGUCUCAUCGUCCACACUGAGGUUUGAUUGCUGGAUCUACGGUUUAAGAAUGUGUUCAUUUAAUAAAAAUGUCAAACUUAUUCAGGAAAGUCUUCAUAUUAAAUCACCUUUGGUUGAAAAUUUGUCCUGCAGUGAAUACUCCAAUGGCAGACCAGUGUAUCUCAAAUUGGAUAACAAUCAACCCGGUGGCUCAUUUAAAAUCAGAGGAAUUGGUCGAUCAUGUCAAUUAGCAAAGGAACAGGGUUACGAUGAAAUUGUAUGCCCUUCUGGUGGCAAUGCUGGAGUAGCCUCAGCUUAUGCAGCGCGAAUGUUAAACUUGAAAGCUAUCAUUGUCAUAUUUAAAAUCACGUCAGAAGAAAUUGCUAACAAAAUUGAAAAAGAAGGUGCUCAAGUGGUACGUUAUGGGAAUAGAUCGGAUGAAUCUAUUGAUCACGCCAAGUAUUUAGCCUCAGAUAAGACCAAAAGACGUAAAUUCAUCCAUCCCUUUGAUGAUCCAGCAGUUUGGGAAGGUAACAGCUCAUUGAUUGAUGAGAUUUAUCGAGAUUUGAAUGGUGUUCAGCCAUCUUUGAUUGUCACUUGUUGUGGUGGUGGUGGACUGUUUUGUGGUAUCAUGAAGGGAUUGGAAAGAUAUAAAUGGCAUUCGACUGGAGUAUUGGUAAUGGAAACCACAGGCUCAGGAUCUUUUAAGGCGAUGACGGAAAAUGACUACAAACCAAUUAAAAUUGUUUGUGAUACUCUGGCCAAAACACUUACUUCGGUAAUUGUGUGUCAAGAAGCAGCCAAUUAUGCUUCAAACCCGAAAUUUAAUGUUUACUCAGAGGUUGUCACUGAUUUAGAAGCUAUGGAAGCUUGUUUACUCAUUGCUGAUCAUCAACGAAUCAUGGUUGAACUAUCAUGUGGAACUGUAUUAAGUGCUCUUUACAAGGGAAUUGUCUCUCAAAUAUUGAGUAGUCAUCCUAAUUUACCAGAUGGACCUUUAGUCAUGAUUGUUUGCGGUGGAAAUGAUGUUAAAUUAAAAGAUAUGAAUGAAUGGAAAAGGCUAGUUGAUGAAGCUAAGGGUUUCAAUUCGUAACCUGGAACUCAUCAAAUCUUUUCUCAAUUUGAUUAAAUUCAUACAGGAAUAGUAAACAAUCAACUUGAUUUUAGAUCCUCAUCAGUUCAGUAAAAGAUUUAUUUUUAAUCUUUCUGAAUGAAAAGAUGUUAAAGUGACAAAAAGUAGUUUUGCAGAAUUGAUUGAAAUUAAAACAAUUUUAUUAAAAUAUUUAAUAAAUAUUCCAUUCGAUUAACAAAAGGUAACAGAGAGUUUCUAGAUUAAUCAGUUUAUAUUAAUAUAACAAUAUAAAUAUUAUCAAAUAUGAAUUGCUGUGAAAUUUUGAGAUAAUAAGGUGGAAGAGGUUGAUUGAAUAAUGGGCCCAGGAUAUGAUUUUGUGGUGAUUUUAUUCACCAAUCCAGAUAAUGAUAGACAAUUGCAUCGCUCAAUAACAGUGUAAGAUGAACAUACACUUUGGCAAAUAAAAAAUCAAAUUAUAA
Molecule: messenger RNA, 1567 nt
Organism: Tetranychus urticae (two-spotted spider mite)
Lineage: Eukaryota; Metazoa; Arthropoda; Arachnida; Trombidiformes; Tetranychidae
Gene: Srr
Product: Serine racemase
Biological process (GO): L-serine catabolic process; L-threonine catabolic process
Molecular function (GO): threonine deaminase activity; L-serine ammonia-lyase activity; pyridoxal phosphate binding
Source: RefSeq, a predicted model, not a curated record